AUGGGUUCAUCUUGUUGGCAGUUGCUCACUCUAGAGCACGGCAUCGAUCCUGCCGGUCUCUCCAAGCAGGCUGCAUCCAACCCUGCCAUAGAUACCCUCUUCAGUGAAUCUUCGGCCUCCAAAUUUGUUCCACGAUCGAUCUUUGUUGACCUUGAGCCGACAGUCGUUGGUAAGCCGUCCCAAUUGCGCUCGUUGUGUGUGGGAAAACUGAAAUGAUUCAAGGUAAGAGCAUGCGAAGUCGAAGUCACAGGGUCAGUGUAAGUAGCUGAAUCGGUUUAGCCGCAUAUCAGAGUGACGAGUGUGGGCGAAUAUGCCGUGACUUUUUGUAAAUGAACAGCCGAGACAGUUCGAUUGAAUUUUGCUUGGAGGACUUCAUUAGUAAAAUGAUCUCAUGCUAACAAACUUCCCUACUAUGUUCGGAAGGACAGGUCCGCCGUUUGCAGCAUGUAUUUAACUGUAUGGGGAAUACCCGUCUUUGACCCAUGCGUUCUUCCUCAAGUCACUAGAGUGUAGCCUAAUGCAGGCAAAGGUAAAGAGAAGGACCCCACUUAACUGUCAGUAGACCGUGGACCGUCUCAUAUGGGGUUUUAUCUUGGCAUACUUUUGCAGGCUGUUGCAGAAAUUACGCUGCCAACAAUGAUUACUUCCCACGACCUCACACCUUAAGUCAAAAUCCGUUACUUUGUGAAAUUUACCUUUUGUUUAUCGUUCAAUUACUGCUCUCAUUUCCGUCGUUGCACAGUAGCGUAGGAUAAGACUUUCGGCAUAAAUCCAGGCAAUUUCGGUGUUUUCUUUUAUUUUUUCAGCUUAAUGUCUAGCGUGCUGCCAAACCCCUUAAAACUCCCUUUACCGUAAAUCAAGUAUGGUCCGAUCCACAGCCUACUGAAAUUUAAGUGGGGUCCUUCUCUAUACCGUGGCCCAAAUGCAUUUUUUAUUGCUGGUCGACGUCCUGGCUGUGCGAGCUCGCUUCCACCCUGGUUUUACUCAAAUACCCCGGUUCCCCGCAUAUUUUUUUCUCUUCGACAAUGCUACUCAAAUGAAUCAAGUACUAUUUAUAUAGCGAAUAUUUUCAUUGUUACUGUACAGUUAUUUCUAACGAGCUGACAUUUAAUCAAUAGGGUUUUCAAAGGCUUUGCCUAUCAUCCUUAUCAAAAUAAACUGAAAUAAACUCAUUCCCAUGGGAGUUCAUCUCUAAAAGACAUCAUUUACCACGGAAAACGAAGAAGAUACCUCCGGUUAUCCUGCAUACUAUGCUUGUAAAAGUGUCCGUCUAGUGGGCUCACAUUUGAUGCUCAUCGGUGUCCGCAGCUGGGACAUGUUGUAUGGGCCUCGUUAUGCAGGGUUAGAGUGCGAUCAUGCCAGUGGGUCCCAUGAUUCCGCUACCAGCGCUACAACAAUACUCGAGGGUUGAUGCCGAGGAAGACUGGUGUCGGUAGAAUGACUAUUUCUGACUUACUUACCUUUAUCUGCGAAUGUCUUUGAUGAUGGAUUCGAUUGAGAACCCGAAACGCCAGGCCAAUAAAUUCCUCGUUCCAGUGAUCGCAUCUUCGUCCUCUUACUUCGUGUCCUCAGCAAGUGAGAUCCCAGUCUCAGGCUGUAGACCUAAGGUGUCUAAUUACACCAUAUAGGCCAGAAAUAGCCUCUCCGGUCUCGUUCCUGCUUUUAUCGGUGAACGCUUUUCAGUUAUUGACUGCUAAGCACCAUGCGAUUCCCUGUAAGGGCUCUAAGGCCAGGGAAAAUCGAUUAUUUCCGUCCUACAAUCAGGACAGUUUGGCGCGCGUGGUUAGCAUGUGACAUUAGCACAGAUUAUCCAAGAGGGGCUUCGUUUGUUUCGGCUAUAGAGACCAACGGUCCACAUACUCCUCUAAGGAGUCUGAACCCAACUGGUCUCUAAAAUAUGAGCAAACAGGAAAAACAUUUAUAAGUGAAGAAGGGUCGAACACCGGAACACUCGUUUAUUGUCCCCAGUUUUCAGACUCGUGCAGGAGUCCAUCGUCAGAGGUAGUAGCAGCAACAGAACAAGCGACAGUUAUAGGGCAUGUGGGCUAAUCAUCGACCGACGGCGCAAGACUGGAGGUGGCUACGCAGAACUCUGUACGCCGGCGCCAGAUCGAUAUAUUGAUUGACCGAGUUCUCAUCCGAGGCCCAGGCUUAAAUCAACUAUCGGCCUGUUUUGUUUCCGGCGUGGGCGAAUAUUUUGGUGUCUGCUAGGUUGGACUCGCGACCGCCCAUUUCGUAGGUGUGGGCGGCCACUUGUGAUAAUGCGUCGCCUCGUCGCACUGCCUGAUUCUGCGCGUGUAUGCGUAAUCCAAGCAUGCGCCCAGUCUGCCUGUGUAGUUACAGUGACAAUUUUGACACGGAAUGCUAUACGCUACUCCAGAUUGCUCUUCAGGCUUUAACCGGUCUUUGAUUUUCAUGACUUUGUUGCGCAUGGUGGCUUUGGGGUGGUGUGCAAUUCCAACACCUAGCUCCGCAGCAAUGCGCUCGGUCGCUUCUGAAACACCCUUGAUAUAUGGCAGAGAAUGCCAUAUCGUCGGUGGCGUUGAUGUUCGAGUUCUCUGGUGGCGACCGCGUAGGCAGCGACUUAUGAAUGCCCUCGAAUAGCCAUUUUGCACAAACUGAUCGCGUAGAUAACGGGUCCCACGUGCUCAGUCCUCCGGUUUGCCGCAAUGAGUUUGGAUCCGUUUGAAGAGAAGGAAAAGUAUUUAUUUACACCCAACGAAUGUGUUGAGUGACUGGCUGUUGAGCUGCGCCAAGACUUUGAGUGCAAACACCCGUCUUUUUGAUAGAAAAUUUUGGCCUGAACACUUUGGCAGGUCAAUUUUAACCUUGUGAGGGGGCGGAUUUUAAGGCAGAAUUCGAUUAUCGAGCUGCAGUACUGAAUUUGAGAUCCUGAGUUUCCGGCUGAGAUGGGGAUCGGAGGACUUACAUGUAUAUCCAGAAUGCCUGACCUUGGAAUCAUGGACAACGAAGCGCUCUUUAAUCUCUAUGAGUGAGUAAUAUGACAUGCUACUUACACAUUUGUCAGUACGCAUUAUUUUGUUCAAACACCAGUCGACGGACGUCGUCAUCUGUCGGCAAGGUGGUCCGUGCAAACAUUUUCCCAACUCCACCCGAAAAAUUCUUUCACCUCUUUGGAUAAUUUUUGCCAGAAAUUCCCAAAAAACCAUACGACUUCUCAGUGAAAAAACGCUAAAUGUUGUUAUCAGAUAUGUUAUGUAUAUAGUGGUCGGUCACCGUCACCCCCUCAGUCACAUGGACAGUCUGCAAAUUACAAAGCCCUAAGAUAAGACUGAUAAAUGUUUUUCUGGUAUUGCUUCCAGCCAUUUAAAGCCAUUUUGAAAGGCUUCACAUAACGUUUUUAUUUUUGAGGUUAAGCCCGUAGUAACAACAUAAAGCAGAGUUUUAUAACAUACGCCGAAACACUUAUUAUAUUUGCUCCCGCACAGAUGUCAUACGGACUGGAAAGUAUCGACAUCUCUUCCAUCCAGACUGCUUACUCAAUGGUAAGGAAGAUGCAGCAAGCAACUAUGCUCGUGGUUUCUACACCAUCGGUAGUGAAAUCAUCGACCUCACUCUUAGUAGGAUCCGGCACAUUGUGGAAAACUGCGACUCGGUGGCAAACUUCAUCGUAUUUCACUCAUUCGCCGGUGGAACAGGGUCGGGGUUUACGGCACUGCUGACAGAGUGCAUGGCGGCAGAGUACGUCAAACAAUCAACUUUCCAAUUCAGCGUCUACCCGUCGCCGAGAGUCUCAACCGCCGUUGUGGAGCCCUACAACUCAAUACUAAUGACUCAUGCCACCCUCGAUCUCUCUAACUGUUCCCUCCUCAUGGACAACGAAGCGCUCUUUAAUCUCUAUGAGUGAGUAAUUUGGUAUGCUACUUACACAUUUGUCAGUACGCAUUAUUUUGUUCAAACACUUUAUGUCCUUGAGUACUUGUGAGCUUCGAUGACGCCUUGAGGGCAUGUAUAAAAAGGGAUCAAAAACUAUGACGUCACAAACCUCCCCUUACUUUUGGAUGGGGCAGAAUGAAUUGAGGUGAUGGGAACGUCCAAUGCCAGCCCCUGUACAAAAAGUGGGCAAGUGGGUCGGAGAAUCCUUAGCGUCACUUCGAUGCUGCUAAUAUAGGCAGAAUAACAUUAAUGGCAAAGACAAGGGAGACUGGAAUGGCCAUUUCCGGCUUAUUAGCCGUCGGCAGCCAGGCAUACCCAAAUCCGAAGUGUGGAACACUUGGCGAUCGAUCCAGUGACCAGUUGGUUAGAAGUCUAACGCCUCUAACCACUAAGCCACGGGCUCGUUGUCCUGUCGGUUUCGACCGCGUAUAUCCAAUGGUAGAGGGGACGCUCACAGAUCGUGUUACGAAAGUCACUCGUUCCGCGUAGUGUCUUGGGCUCUCUUUCGAGCCCAACCAGCCAUUCCAGUCCCCCUUGUCUUUGCCGAUAAUUUUAUUCUGUCUAUAUUACGCGCCACUGUGCGGCUACUGGUUGGGCUCGAGAGAGAGAGCCCUAAGGCACAACGCGGUACGAGUGAGUUCUGUAACACGAUCGGUGAGCGUUCCCUCUACUGAUGCUGUUAAUGUUGUCCAACAGGCAACUUCGUUAUUGUUAAUGGCAAAGCGAAGUCAAGACUGUGCGCUUUACUGUGACAAAAUGAAGCCCGCUCUCCUCCAUGAAGCUGUCGAAUGUCAGAAGGUUGCCAGUUCGUAUCAGGUCGGGGUCACCAGUUGUCGAAUGCUGGAUGUGUCGACAAAAGAGAGGUUCCCAAAUCAAAAGUCAGAGAAGACGGAGUAGGUUAGACAACCUUUGCUGUUUUGGAAGUGCGUACACAAAUCUCCGCAAGCAGUCGCCGCGAGCGCGCUCUCCAGGCAAGUUGUUGUCUGUGUCCGCCUUCGAGGUGCUGAGACCCAGCGCGUAUGUGCACCUUUCGUUGUCUCCGCGUCCGCCAGCCAAUCAGAGGAGGGACAGCGUCGAUUGGCUUCGGGCAUUCGCGAGGCUAGUGACCAGCCUCGCGCGUCCCAGCUGCGGAUCGACAAGGAGUGUGAGGCGGACAAAGCGGCGGAGGACAAGUAGGCGCGAACUGUCACAAAUCCUAUUGAAUCUACAAAUCACAUGACAUGAUUUUGGCCUUGGAAAAAGCCUUUUAGAUUAAAAAGUGGUCUACUACACCAUGUUUGCCACCGUUAGAUUUCUGACAUAGCGUUGCUCUUCCGACUGAAUUAGGUUUCUUCCGAAGAAAUUACUGCCACUAAGAACGCCGUUCGAUCUGUUUUACACCGGGUAAUCAUAGUGGCAUAUAUGUUACCUAUUCAAAUAGACCUAGGCUUCGAAGCCCUAAGUAUAGCAAGCGCUUUAGCGUCUUAAUGGAGUGGGUUCCUAUUUAAUUAGGUAAUUGUUUAAGGAUGGCUGCCAAUGUAUUGAGAAUCUCCAAGACUUUAAGAGUAGGGGGAUAUAUUGUAUGAUUCAAGGUCAUUGGUAUAAAUUAGUAGAAUUAGUUAAAAUUGAAUAAGAAGCGUAAAAAAUUGGAUGCAUGAAUGCAGUAAUCCGAGAGAGAGCCCGUAAGGCACAACGGAACGACUGAGUUCCGUAAGAACGAUCGGUGAGCGCCCCCUACCAUUGUAUAUUCCCGAUCGAAACCGACAGGGCAACGGGCUCGUGGACCAGUGGUUAGAGGCAUGGACUUCUAACUAACAGGUCGCGAGUUCGAGCCUCGGGUGUUGCACCUUUCGGGGUUGGGUAUGACUGGCUGACGACGGCUAAUAAGCCAGAAAUGGCCAUUCCAGUCUUCCUUGUAUUUGUCGGUAGUAACAUACCGUUUCCUAAAUCAAUAAAACGAGGUAGGUAGAGGUUGGCGUAGCAGCGGUUCGGCCGUUGCUUCAAAGCAGGUUGAGAGCAGAGACGGCGAAAUGCAUGUCAGGUACAGUGCGUGACCGAUCUCGUGAAAUGUUGGCUGAAAUUCUGAAAUUCGUUUUCGAUUAGGAAGGACUUCUUAGGUUGGGUUGUAAUAUUGAUUAACAUGCGGCAUAAUCCUAUAACAUUUCGGACUCGCCAGAAUCUCGGCUUUUGGAUUAAUUCCCUCCUGACCUCCUGCAGAUACCGUAUUCGGUAAAAAAUGGCUACUUAAGUAGCAUGCAUAUUUCCUAUGGAUUUUCGAUGGUCUUAUAAAUUCAAAUAUAUUUUAUAGAACACAUGCACAAAAUAUGCUUUCUUUUACUCAUUUUGUGGAAAAUAACAUUGACUUUGAAUUGUAUGCAUAAACGAAAUGUAUUUUAAGUUUUAGAAAAUUUCUAAUUGUGAUAUUUUGUAGACCGUGCGAUGACCGUGCCUGCAAGACCGUACAUGUCCGUUUACUAAUGUUCCUCAUGAAAUUACAACACAGUCCGGAUCCAUUGCAAAGUUUCAUGAACUCUAUGUGGUAUCUUCUUAAGGACAUAGAGGAAUAUAUGAUUUUCCUUACGCGGAAAGCUUGCACCUUAUUGACUGAAAUCGGUGAACAUUGAUGCAAUGGCAGAUUCGGCUCCAAAAUAUUCGGAAAUCGGAAAUCUAAAUAUACACUCUCUUUGUGCAUAAAGUGCCAAGCCAAUGCUGCGCAUUCCCAAUAACGCCUGUCGGCCUCUGAUCUAGCCCUCUGGUGGUCCAGGGAAUUCACAGCGUGAGCCGUCCUUGGGGGAAGAAUACGGUUACAGAAAUGGCGGCCGCUACCACUUACGAUGAAGCUAUGUGCACGUUAACGAUGCUAGACUGCGUAAUUACUUACCGUACUGACAACACAGGCAUAAGCUCAUGGAUUUCAGCUCAAAUAUUCAUAUGAACUUUCGGACCGUGCAAGAAAAGGUCUGUUCAGAAGCAUCUACUCCAAGUUUGCGCAUUAAUUUCCUCGGGAAUUAAACAAGGCAACAUGCUAAACUGUUGUUAUGCCGAUUUGUUUGGGCCAGGUCGUGGUAGCGGUCAGCAAUCCUGUGCCCGGUUUCUGCCUUUCAGCUAGAUUAACUAUGGACGGAGACACUAGGAUGUGUAUCUUGAAGGUGUAAACUUAUCACCUCCUCAGUAAGUGCUGGAGAAACUUGUAGGAAAGUUCUUUGCAAUGCGGUUUUUUAUGUGCCUGUCGGCGGACUGAUCAGUUGUUUAUAGAAGUGAACAGGUAAAUUCCCGGACGCAGUCGUGAAGGUGACACGAUCGCUGGAAUAAGGCCUUUAUUCGUCCGACUUUUCGGAUUUCUACCUUGUUAAGGGUUAUCUCUACGAAAAAAAGGAAAUUGUCUCCGGGCCUUCAGAGCCAUCAGGUGCAUUUAUUCGCUAGUUAUUAACGCAGAAGUAGCAAGACUUCGAAACGGCCUGUUUUAUAAAUUCGCGGCGAACCAUUAAUUAGAACAUGAACAUGGCUUCCGAAAACUCCGCGGAUUUACAAGGUUCAGAACAAUCAUUUGUCUUUGUUCCAUCGGGAGGGUGUGACAGGGGAAUAUGGACCCCCCUGUUUUACAGGUGGUUUUGCGGCAAAUUCCCGGGAGUUAGGGUCAGGAUAAAGGUUGAGGCUGAGGCUACACUAGGGAUGGUGUAAGGUUUAAAAGCAAGGUUAGGAGACGGGAAUAGGAACCCUUCUUGUAAUCUGGAGCAAGGACACCUUCGGUCUCGCCUUUCGAACUGUAAAAACGAAAUACUUAGCGAUACAGGCUGCGUUGUGUAGCGAUGGAAUAUCGGCGAAACACAUGUCUGGGCUUUUAGCUAGUACCUAUGCUGUCAAUUAUGGUAAAGGGCUUAACGGAUAUACUACUGGUUGCCUGUUCGCAGUUUAUGAAUGUUAAGUGGUUAUUCGGCCGUGGGGGAUGGACUUCGACCCAAAUAUUCAUACUGAAUUCCAAUCUGGGCCUACCGUGCGUGACUGAUCUCAGGAAAUGUUGGCCGAAAUUCUGAAAUGCGUUUUCGACUGGGAAGGAUUAGUAAGGUGGCGUUGUAAUAUUAGUCAUCACUUAGAGUAUUCCUAUAGAAGUUCGAAAUCGCCAGGACAUCGUCUUUUGAAUGCACUUCUUUCUGACCUCCGCUGAAACCGUACUUGGUAAAAAAUGACUACUUAAGUGGCAUGCAUUUUUCCUAAUAAUUUUCGGUGGUCAUGUAAAUUCAAAUAUAUUUCAUAGAAAACAUGCAGAAAAAUAUGCUUUCUUUUACUUGUUUGAUAGAAAACCAUAUUUUCAUCAUAUUUUAUGCCCUAAGGAAGGUUGUUUUUCGAUUGUAGCAGAGUUUCUUGUUAUGAGUUUUUUUUAAGAACGUGCGGUGUCCAUUUAUACAGCAUCGCACGUGUCCGUUUAGCAAUGUUUCUCGUUAAGUGUACAACACAGCCCUAUCCAUUGCGAAAUUUGAUGAACUCUAUACAGUAUCUUCUUAAAGCAUAGAGGAAUAUAUGAUUUUCCUUACGCGGAACGCAUGCAGCUUACAAACUGAAAUCCCUAAACGCUAAUGCAACGGCUGAUCAGGCUCAAAAUUGGGAAACUUUUUCAAAACCUAAAUAUACACUUUUUGUGUAUAAAAUGUGAAGACAAUGCAAUUUCCUACCAAACGAGUAAAAGAAAGCACUUUUUGUUCAUGUUUUUUUAUAAACUAUGUUCGGAUUUCUAAGACCAUCGAAAAUCAGUAGGAAAAAUGCAUGCCACUUAAGUAGUCAUUUUUUACCAAGUACGGUUUCUGCGGGAGGUCCGAAGGAAGUGCAUUCAAAAGGCAAUAUCCUGGCGAUUUCGAAAUACUAUAGGAUGACGCUACAUGAUGAUUUAACUUACGACGCCACCUUAUUAAUCCUUUCUAUUCGAAAAUGCAUUUCAGAAUUUCGGCCAACAUUUCAUGAGAUUGGUCACGCACUUAUAAACCUCAGAUAGACCGAUUUACCUCCAAAUUGGCCAUUUGUUUCUGAGAGCAUUAAAAAUCUGCAAUUUAAAAACGGCAGUAUCUACCAGAAAGCCACAGGCAACGCUAGGGGACCCACUGGUGGGUGGAACCCCUUCGCAGCUGUGUCAUGCAUUGAAAAAAAUAUCAGUGAGACACGUGUCUGGGCUUUUAGCUGGAGCCUGUGUUUUCUGCUAUGGCAUAUUGUACAGCCACAUUAGUAGUGGGUUAGAUGAUAGUUGGUAGCCCUCCUGACACCGCAAACUCCAAACUGCCUGUCAAUUGGGACCGGUGGUAAUAGGGCUUUACGGGUGGGACAAUUGAGUGGACGAGUAAAUGGCGAUUUGACAUAGGGUAAGCCUCAUUGCCAUUUUUACCGGUACAAAUCUGCCCAGGAUAGUACCUCUAAAAUGAAUCUGAUACAGGUAAUACAGCGUGCGCGUGAAUUUAGAAGCAUAAUGAGAACGAAAUCACAGCUACUCAAAUCGAUCCAGUAGGUGCCAUUGUGGAGUCUGUGGGCACGGCUGCCAACUAUCAUCUUAACUAGUAGUGUUUUUGAGAUCUGAGCAAGACCGGGUAGAGCGUGGUUGUCUUUUGCCUUCUCGGAAACCUCUUCUAGAAAAAUGCGAAUGAUCGAAGUUUACUUGCCUCCCCUCCCCCCUUUUAUGCAGGAAGAAUAUGGGCAUUUCAUGGCCAACUUACUCCAACAUAAACCACAUCAUCGCACAGGUGCUGUGCGCCCUCACCUGUCCAAUUCGGUUUCCCGGCAACCAGGGCAUGAAUCUUAACGAUCUGCAGACCAAUCUCGUGCCCUAUCCGCGCAUCCACUUCCCUGUGGUCAGCUAUGCUCCGCUGAUCACGCCAGAGAAGGCCUACCACGAGGACCUCUCAACAGGCAAAAUCACUGCCGCCGCCUUCCAUCGCAACAACCAACUGGUGAAUGUCGACCUCAGAGCUGGCAGAUACAUGUCCUGUUGCCUCUUCUACCGCGGCGACGUGAGUCCCACGGAAAUCAACAGGACCCUGUCCGCCAUAAAGAAGAAGCGGAGUAUGGACUUCGUGGAGUGGUGUCCUACGGGCUUCAAAAGCAGCCUCUCGGCUCAACCGCCGGCAGUCCUGCCUGGGGGCGAUUUGGCCAAGCUGCAGAGGGCUGUCUGUGUGGCGGCAAACACGACAGCCAUUCGAACUGCCUGGAUGAAACUCACUGCCAACUUUGAUCUCCUCUUCUCCAAGAGGGCAUUUCUGCACUGGUACCUUAAUGAGGGUCUUGAUUUUGAUGAGUUUGCAGACGCGAGGGAGAAUUUGGCUGCGCUGGAGGAGGACUAUCAGGAGGUGCAUAAUGAUAUCAAGGAAGACGUCGAGGAGACCAUUUACCUGUGA
Messenger RNA from Spirometra erinaceieuropaei, 10250 nucleotides. The record is from the annotation of a GenBank genome assembly. NCBI's taxonomy places the organism in Eukaryota, Metazoa, Platyhelminthes, Cestoda, Diphyllobothriidea, Diphyllobothriidae.